Molecule: messenger RNA, 1149 nt
Organism: Talaromyces atroroseus
Lineage: Eukaryota; Fungi; Ascomycota; Eurotiomycetes; Eurotiales; Trichocomaceae
Exons: 2
Coding region: 1-1149 (382 amino acids)
Source: RefSeq, a predicted model, not a curated record
AUGGACUCGCCGACUCACGUUAUCGACCCUGAUGGCGAGGUAAUAAUAGUAUUACAGAAUGCAAAUUCUUCAUUCGCAGAGACAACUGAGGAGGAUGUCGUUGCGAAUGGGUCCCCUCAUACUGUUACUAAGUAUGACGAAGAGACGUCGUCGCCAACUGAAGAGCCUGUCGACGCGCAAGAAGACGUUGCUGCUGACGAACCUGAUCCCACCGAAAAGACCUCUGCUGAAGAGCCUAUCGAACAGCCUGACGAGACUGGCCCCCUUCCUAAAUCACCGGACAAGAAGUGCUUCAGGAUCCAAGUCUCCGCCAAGCAUUUAACACUCGCGUCCCCAGUAUUCAAAAAAUUGCUGACGAGUCAUUUCAAAGAAGGCAUCACGUAUCUCCAAACAGGCUCAGUAGAAGUUAUUGCAGAGAGCUGGGAUCUCGAAGCGCUCCUGAUUCUCCUUCGUGCUAUUCACGGACAACAGUACCAAAUACCGCAGAAGCUGAGCCUUGAUGUGGUUGCUAAUAUUGCUCUGCUAGUCGACUACUAUGAAUGUGCGGAGGCUGUGUACAUUUGGACGACUUUAUGGAUAGCCGCACUGGAGAAAGAGCUUUCCAAAGCGUAUUCUCGAGAUAGUAUUUCGUGGCUAUUUAUAUGCAAGGUGUUCCGGCUCUCUGCCCGAUUCCGGGAGACAACAUCGAUUGUUAUGUCAUGCAGCAGUAGUGGUUGGAUCAGCAACUUUGGGCUUCCAAUCCCCGAUCAAGUGAUAGCGGCGAUGAAUAAGUGUCGAGAAGAGGCUAUAGCCAAGUUGAUAGACAAACUUCACCAAACACUGACUGAUCUCCUAAAUGACAGUCGAGGGUGCAGCUAUGAGUGCCGCUCAAUCAUGUAUGGAGCUCUCACAAAACAAAUGCAGUCAAAUGAUCUGCUCUCACCAAGGCCGGUGACCCCUUUCCCGGGAGUAAGUUACAAACAACUUGUGCAGAAGGUUUCAGGAUUCAGAUCACCACAGUGGGUAGUAGGUGAGAGAUCGCGAUACUACCACAGCUGUUUAGGCUCUUCAUUUGCACGACUCUUUGGCGAGUUGAGUGAUAGUAUUGAAGGUCUACACCUAGAAAAUUUUGUCCCACCAAUACCUAUCACUUUGUCUGAAGGAAAAUGA